CAAUAAGCGCGCGCGCGCGUGUGCAGGUUGCGUCUCGCGGUGCGGCCGAGCGCGCGCACGUUCGGUCGGUGACGUGCGCCCGCGGAGGUUAGGUUAUGUCUCCUGGCCCCUGGUGUGUGUAUUUUGAAAAAUCCGCGGCCGAACUGGCUCGACCGUCCGUACGCGCGUUUCCCGUGUGCUCGCGCGAGCCGAGCCGAGCCGCGGCGGGGGGUGACGUAAGCGCGGGGACCGAGUGAGGCGAGUCAUGUGCGAAUUUAAAGCAUGGUCGUCACGCAACGCAAGAUGAAGCAGGUCGCGAUCUUCGCAGUUUGCGCGCUGCUGGUUCUGGGCUUUUACAAGACUCUGGUGACCACGGAGGAGGAGCGAUCUUUUAAUCGUGGUCGACACCGCGCCGUACUCGGCGGGAACAAAGCUAGCUUAGGCGACAAGAACGACCUCGCCGAGGUCGCGACGCACAAGACCCGCGAUGCCGAGGACGAGCCGUCAGACGGGGACAUCAGAAACAUCGAGGAGGCGAGGGUCCGGAUCCGCGAGCUGGAGGGCAAGCUGCAGCAUCUGGAGGCGGCGAUUAAGAAUGGCGUGGCGAAGGACUUCCCGACGGUCAAGUUCCUCAACUACAAGAACCGGAAGCGUAUACUGGUGACUGGCGGCGCGGGUUUUGUCGGCUCCCAUCUGGUGGAUCGUCUGAUGCUCGCCGGCCACGAGGUGAUAGUCGUCGACAAUUUCUUCACCGGCAGAAAGCGGAACGUCGAGCACUGGGUCGGCCACGAGAACUUCGAGCUGGUGCAUCACGACAUCGUGAGGCCGCUGUACCUGGAGGUCGACGAGAUCUAUCACCUCGCCAGCCCGGCCAGCCCGCCGCACUAUAUGCUGAAUCCCGUGAAAACGAUCAAGACCAAUACCCUGGGCACUAUAAAUAUGCUCGGACUCGCCAAACGAGUCGGCGCACGAGUGCUAAUCGCGAGCACGUCGGAAGUGUACGGGGAUCCCAACGAACAUCCGCAGGCAGAGACUUACUGGGGUCACGUGAAUCCCAUCGGUCCGCGAGCGUGCUAUGACGAGGGAAAACGGGUCGCCGAGACGUUGAGCUACGCUUACAUGAGACAGGAAGGCGUUUCGGUGCGGGUCGCACGAAUUUUCAACACCUUCGGCCCCAGAAUGCACAUAAACGACGGCCGCGUUGUGUCCAACUUCAUCCUCCAGGCUUUACAAAAUGAUUCGAUCACGAUUUACGGCAGUGGAAAACAAACACGAUCGUUUCAAUACGUUUCCGAUCUGGUGGACGGGUUGAUCGCACUAAUGGCGUCUAAUUACACCCUACCUGUGAACAUUGGAAAUCCUGUGGAGCAUACGAUCGAAAAAUUCGCGCGUAUAAUAAAGGACUUAGUGGGUGCUACCAGUGAGAUAGUUGAACUCGCGGCGGUCGAGGAUGACCCGCAGAGAAGAAGACCGGACAUUAGCAGAGCCAAAAAAUAUUUAAACUGGGAGCCCAAGGUUCCUUUAGCCGAAGGCCUGAAGAAAACCAUAGUGUAUUUCGCGAAGGAAUUGCAACGGACAAGGCAUUCUCAAAAGAGCAGUUUCAAACAGUCUUCUUACAAAAACGAUCACGAUAUUGUAGAACAACUCUAGAAAUUCAAGUGUAACGAUACGUUUAUGUAUCCACUUUCAGAAGUGGCGUGAAAGUGCCAUUAAGCUAUGGACCAGUAUGUGCCAAAAAAUCCCCGUCCAAUUUGAAUUUUAGAUAAUUUAUGUAGCAAUCAACAGACAUAUACAUACAGGGUGUCAAAUUCUUUUGUGAUCAUUCCAAAAA
This is a messenger RNA of Vollenhovia emeryi, 1810 nucleotides long. It is a transcript of the gene Uxs, whose product is annotated as UDP-glucuronic acid decarboxylase 1. The record is from RefSeq and is a predicted model, not a curated record. Gene Ontology annotation, biological process: D-xylose metabolic process. Gene Ontology annotation, cellular component: cytoplasm. Gene Ontology annotation, molecular function: UDP-glucuronate decarboxylase activity; NAD+ binding. Bases 262 to 1629 code for a protein of 455 amino acids. The transcript has 5 exons. Lineage: Eukaryota; Metazoa; Arthropoda; Insecta; Hymenoptera; Formicidae.